UCGCACGGAUCGGAUGUGAAAAGCGGUUGGAAAAUCGCCAGGCGCCUAACGCAUCGUUUCGAAUUUUGUUUCGAAUUGAAAAACCCGCGUUUGGAAAAACCCAGACCACCUGAAAAUAAUCCAAAUAAUAUACACAGACUAUAAUAGCUAGUCAAUGUGUUUCUACGGUCGGAACACAAGUUUUAUGGUGGAAAACAUCUGAAAAGAAGGAAAAUUUUUGUGCGUUUCGGUUUCGGCUUCACUUCACAUUAUCUAAAAAUAACGGAAAACAAGGAGAAAGAAAGUGAACAAGUGCAAAAAAAUUAUUUCACUAUACUUAUAAAUAUAUAUAUAUAUAUAUAUUCUAUAUAAAGUGGGCUGCCACCGCUGUUAUUUUUUAUACAAAUUAUCGAUCAAAUACAUAAGUAGUGCCCCCCAAACCCAAAACAGCAUAAACUUUUUGGAUGGAUGUUCGAGUUUGGUGACCAACCAGCCACAAACAAAAUUUACCGCCGGCGGGGAAAGUGAGUGAAGGUGCCAACAGCCAACAGCUGAAGGAAAGAAAGAGUGCACCACCACAAACAAAUCAAAAAUCGCAAAAAAAAAAAAAAUAGUACAAAAAUUCAUACACCAACCAAAAACUCAGAUUAUGAAUUAUGCAACAAUGAAACCACAGCAGCCAAAUAGAGGCGACUAGAACCACAGCACGAACUGGCUUAAUGCACACCAGUAGAAACCCCUAGACUUGGCCAGAAAACUCGAAACACAGCAACCAGCAACCAGAAACCAGGACCGAAAGUCAACUGAAAUUUCCCAGGAGGAAGGCAGCUGGCGGCGGCGAACAAUAAAGCGCAUUCGCCAUGGUGGACGACAUCUCCCCGAUGCAUCAUCGGAUGCAGAAGAAGACGCGGAGCGCCUCGAUUUGUGCCACGGGUGCCAGCAUCGAAACGGUCAUCCAUGGGAUGCCCGGCGCCUCCGGAAGUGCCACGCCCGAGGGCGGUACACCUGGCUACCGGCGACGCCGGCCGGCAACGCGCUCUCAGAGUGCCCGCAUCACCUCGGGCGCCAGAUCGGUUCGGCAGAAGACGAAGGCGCAGCAGCAGCAGCAGCAGCAGCAGCACACGCUGCAGGAGACACGGAGCUACUGCACCAGCGAACCCCGCCUGAGCGAAACGGAGACGCCUCCGCAGCGCCGAAAGCUAUCGCAGCGGAGGCCGCAGCCGCACGGAGGACACAGAAAAUCGAACGCCUUCCUGGACGUGCCCACAAUGAACAUGCAUCACCUGCGCGUCAACGACGACGACGAGGAUGUGGACCGAUUGCGCACUUUCAGUGCCUCCAAAGGAGGUAUCAUUAAUCGAGGUGACUCGUUUCGCCGGCGACGCUCGAGGAGCAACAGCCUGGCGCCCUCGAGUCCCAUGCACACACGCAACGGCGUGGGCGGCCUGGGGGGCGUGUCGGGGCGGGGGAGCAGCUUGGGCCUGGGAUGCGGAUACAAUGGCGGCAGCAGCAGCGGCAACGGAUUCGGAAACCCCAAUCCCCAGGAGAACCAUCAGCCGGUGGAAUUCUAUCGCGUGGAAAUGCUCGGAUCGGCGGGCGUGGGCAAACAGGCGUUGGUCUCACAGUUCCGCACCUCGGACUGCAUCAAUGCCUACGAUGGACCUGAAUGCGACGAGUCCGAGCAGAACGUCUCAAUCAUCUUGAAUGGCACCGAGUCGGAGCUGAAGUUCCUCACUGGCAAUCCGGAGAGCAAGGACGAACUGGAGCAGGCGGAUGCCUUCCUGGUGGUCUACUCCUGCAUUGACAAGGAGUCCUUCACGCGGGCCAAGCAGAUACUAUCGCGGCUGCAGGACAUGGACCUGCUGCGCCACCGCUCCACCAUUCUGGUGGCCAACAAAAUUGAUUUGGCCCGCUCACGCGCCGUUUCCGCCCAGGAUGGCAAAUGUCUGGCCUGCACGUUCGGAGCAAAGUUUAUCGAGGUCUCCGUGGGCAUCAAUCACAAUUGUGACGAGCUUCUGGCUGGCACGCUCACCCAGAUUCGCCUGAAGAAGGACCAAAACCAGCUGCAGCAUAAUCCGAAAAAAUCAAAAGAUAAAAGCAAAUUUAGAGAAAACACAAACGUAGAGACUGUAGAAACUGAUAAAUGUCUGACUGAUCUUAAAGCCGGCGAUGGGGGACCGAGGGAUGCCAAUUCACCGGCGCAUUGGUACAAAAGUCGCAGUGUGAUGGCGGCCAGCAUGAAGGCUCGCCAGAUGCUCACCUGGAUCCUGGGCAAGGAGGACUCCAAGUUCAAGCACUGCGAAAAUCUGCAGGUGCUCUAAAACAAGAAUGCAACAACAAAACAAAAAAAACCAACCAAAUCGUCUAUAUACUUACCUAGGUUUUAAGUGUGUCGAUAUGUGAAUAUAUAUAGAUAUAUAUAUACUUAUAUGUGUAUAACCGGCAGGCAGAAAGCUUUAUCUCUAAGUGCUACCAGAUGGGCUCAUCUAAUAUGUAAACAGGUUUCGACGGUUCGAAGCUCUCCAAUCCCCAUGUAAACAACCAUUUGCAUACUCACGAGUGUGUGCAGCCAGCUAUUUGUAAUGUCUAACUUAAGCCUGAUAAUCAAAAAUUAAAUCAAAUUUAAUGUAAAACAUAGGGACAUAAUGCCAGCAUAAUGCAGCAACUAUAUGUGUACGAGCAACUUAAUGGAACCAAGCGAAAGGAGCAAAACCAAAAACUACUAACUGAACUAAACUAAACAGAGAACAACUCUACUUAAGUACUUAACUAGCGACUUUAGUAACUUUUCUAAGCCAAGAGCAAGUAGGGGGAAUAUUUUUCACAAGCUGACUAGCGGCUUAACUAUUUACAAGGAGAUAGGUGUGCGAAAUGUUCUUAUUUAACAACAUAUAUGUAACCAAAGGCGAACGAUUUUCAUAUAAGAUUUAUUUAGAGUGUGUACGUAUGAAGUUUUGUUUUAUUUUCUGCAGCUUAGGGGAGUUUUACAGGGUCCUUAAUCAAAAGUUAGUUAGCUGCCUAGUCAGAAACAAAAUAAGAAUACAUAACCCCCGAUGAGUGUCCAUCACAUAUUUAUAUUGUAGAAUUAGAAUUCAUAUUCUUUGUGUCUUCCUUAGUCAAAUAUGUACGUAUGUGUCGGUGUGUUUAUAUUAGGGAUCCUUCCAAGAUAGUGCAAUGCAAGGAAUUCACGUGUCAUCCACAAAGCCUUCAGAUGUAAAUGUGCUCAAUGUGGAAACAUGAAAAAAUACAAUAAUAUCCUUAACUCUAAUGAGAAAUAUUUAGAUUGGUGUGUACAUAUGUUUAAUCACUUGUGGAUAUUUGCAAAGCGCAUAGGUUCUACAACAAAAAAUAAAAUAAAAUAUUUAAAUGUUUAACAAUAUAAA
Messenger RNA from Drosophila ficusphila, 3362 nucleotides. RefSeq lists its product as uncharacterized. Gene Ontology annotation, molecular function: GTPase activity; calcium channel regulator activity; GTP binding. Gene Ontology annotation, cellular component: plasma membrane. Lineage: Eukaryota; Metazoa; Arthropoda; Insecta; Diptera; Drosophilidae. The record is from RefSeq and is a predicted model, not a curated record.